This is a messenger RNA of Tuber melanosporum (Perigord truffle), 1272 nucleotides long. RefSeq lists its product as uncharacterized. The record is from RefSeq and is a predicted model, not a curated record. Gene Ontology annotation, molecular function: protein binding. Lineage: Eukaryota; Fungi; Ascomycota; Pezizomycetes; Pezizales; Tuberaceae. Bases 65 to 1234 code for a protein of 389 amino acids. The transcript is spliced from 4 exons.
CUUCUAGAGAAGUGACCUUAGCGCACUGCAUUUGUACCAUAGUUCAACUCGGAGAAUUUCCAAGAUGUCGAUGUCAAAUGAUCCGGGCCAUUUCUUUCAGACUGAGACAGCUCUGGCUAACGCCAAACGACGCUCUGCAAAGUCCUCUAAUAAGAAUGGUUCUCCAAUACCCUUGGCUUCUAAGCUCCUUUCGAUUAUUCCGGAUUUAACCUCUUCAAUGCGUGUUUAUAUCGCCGAAAGCGGCGGAAUCACGCGUAGAGUAGACCUUGAAUCGGGCGAUAAGUCAUGCACUUACAAGGGUCACACGGCACCAGUAACCUCCCUUGCACUUAAUACUGCUCAAGGGAUUCUAUUUACGGGCUCAUGGGAUAAAACGAUCAUCACAUAUUCGACAGAAACACGUCAGAAACUUCGUACUUUUGCCGGUCACUCAGAUUUCGUAAAGAGCCUUCUCUUUGUUCCUUCUCCGAAACACGAGGGUGGGCUACUCUUCUCUGGGUCAAGCGAUGCGUCAAUCGUAAUUUGGGACGCCGGGACAGGUCAGAGAUUGAAUACUUUGAAGGGGCAUAAUAGAGCUGUGAGGGCACUUGCAGUAGAUCCGAUUACUUCAAAUUCCGAGGCCGCUAUUAUUUAUUCCGGUGGUAGCGAGCGGGAUAUCAAGCGCUGGGAGAUCCCUUACGCAAAUGUCAGCGCAACUACCGAGAGCAGUGAAACUAUCAUGGAACACGACACCAGUGUUAACAUGAUCAGGUUUCAAGGAGAAGACGCGGAGAUGUGGACUGCGUCUGCGGAUAACACUGCUCGGAAGAUUGAUAUCCGGACUGAGACUAAAAAGAACGGCACUUGUCGUAGUGAAGCUGUUCUAAGGCACCCAGACUACGUUAACGAUGUAGUUGUGGAGCCAAGAGGAAGAUGGAUUAUCACGGCUUGUAGAGAUGAAGCAGUCCGCAUAUGGGAUAUUAGUACUGGUGAACUUUAUCACAUAUAUGAUGGACAUAUCGAAGAGGUUACAGGCUUAGCUAUCGUCGGCAAUGGUGAGAUGGUGGCCAGUAUAUCAAUUGACAAUACAGUGCGGACAUGGUCUCUGCGACCCGUGGAUCUGAUGAAAGCCGUGGAGGAUAAAAGGGUACAGGAGCAAGGGAUGGAAGAGGAACCAGUACAGGAAAGGAAAGAGGGUUUCCUCACAGAGGAGGAGGAGAGAGAGUUGGCAGAGUUGAUGGAUGAUGAUGACUAGUAUGUAUCUAAAGCAAUUUACAAGUCUACAAUGGUGUA